This is a messenger RNA of Electrophorus electricus (electric eel), 1978 nucleotides long. It is a transcript of the gene aldh3b1, whose product is annotated as aldehyde dehydrogenase 3 family, member B1. Gene Ontology annotation, cellular component: cytoplasm. Lineage: Eukaryota; Metazoa; Chordata; Actinopteri; Gymnotiformes; Gymnotidae. The record is from RefSeq and is a predicted model, not a curated record. Gene Ontology annotation, biological process: aldehyde metabolic process. Gene Ontology annotation, molecular function: aldehyde dehydrogenase (NAD+) activity; 3-chloroallyl aldehyde dehydrogenase activity.
AUUGUGACGUGUGUGGUGUGAUGCUUUCUGUUAGACAUCACUUUGGACGUUUGCAGGAUAAAAUACCUAAGAUAUCCGGUUCACCGAGAUUAUCUCGGUUUUUUGUUUGUUUGUUUGUUUGUUUGUUUGAUUGAUUGAUUGAUUGUUUGUUUUUUAUUAUGCUCCCGUUCCUCAAGGCCUAGCAUCCUACUGCUGAACUAACACCCGGAACUACCUCUAAUCUUUGCCAUUGGACAAUCGGUGACAUAGGAGAACAGAUUUCCUGAAGUCUUCACUAAAAACUAGUGUUUGAAAUGGAAAGCCAGAGGCAGAUAAUCGAGAGACUUCGGGCUGCAUUCCAGUCAGGUGUGACAGCACCCCUUCAGUUCCGUCUGACUCAGCUGAAGUCUCUUCUUUCCCUGCUUGAGGACAAUGAGCCACAGAUCUUGGAGGCAUUGCAGAAAGACCUCGCCAAGCCCAAGUUUGAAGCAGUGCUGUCCGAGAUUGACAUGGUGGUAAAUGAUCUUUGCUAUACCAUCAAUAGCUUGCCCACCUGGAUACAACCCAGCUAUGUGGGCAAAAACUUGGCCACAAAGCUUGAUGACUGCUUUGUCCGUAGAGAGCCGUUAGGAGUCGUUUUGAUCAUUGGAGCAUGGAAUUAUCCGCUGCAGCUCAUUCUGGCACCACUAAUUGGUGCUAUUGCUGCAGGCAACUGUGCCAUUCUGAAGCCAUCUGAGAUAAGCCGGGCGACAGAGAGACUUCUCGCACAGCUCAUACCGAAGUACCUGUCUCAGGAGUGCUUUGCUGUUAUUUGUGGAGGAGCAGAAGAAACCAAAUCAUUAUUAGAGAACAGAUUUGAUCAUAUCUUUUACACAGGCUCCCAAGCUGUGGCACGCUCCAUCCUCCAGGCGGCAGCAGUGCACCUCACCCCUGUCACUCUAGAGCUGGGCGGCAAGUGUCCAUGCCUGAUCUACGGCCGGCUGGACAUGUUGGCCGCAGCCAAAAGGCUGGUGUGGUCCAAGUUCUUCAAUGCUGGACAGAGCUGCGUGGCCCCAGACUAUGUUCUGUGCACACCGGAGAUGCGGGAAGAGCUGCUUCCUGCUAUUGCCAAGGCUUUGUCCAUCUUCUACGGGUCUCAGCCGAAGCAGAGUGAGGAUUUUAGCCGUAUCGUGACGGACAGGCACUGGGACAGGCUCAUGGCCCUCCUGGGCAAGACCCAAGGGAGAGUGGUUAUGGGAGGAGAGGGUUCGAAAGAGGACAAGUACUUUGCUCCUACUGUGGUCGUUGAUUUGGAUGGAUCAGAUGCCCUGAUGCAGGAGGAGAUUUUUGGCCCCAUUAUGCCUAUUCUCACCAUAGAGUCUCUAGAGCAGGGUAUUACCUUCAUCAACCAGAGGGAAAAGCCCUUGGCUCUUUACGUCUUUUCUGACGAAUCUCAGGUUGUGAAUAUGGUGCUGGAGAGAACCAGCAGUGGAGGGUUCUGCUCUAAUGAUGGAAUAGUUCACAUGACGCUUCCCGGUUUGCCUUUUGGAGGAGUGGGGGCCAGCGGAAUGGGCAGUUACCACGGCCGCUGGACCUUCGAGACGUUCAGCCACAGGCGUGGCUGUAUGCUGCGGGGCUGGGGGCUCGAGCGCAUUAGCAUGUUGCGCUACCCGCCCUACACGGAAAGCAACCUCAGCUGGCUACGGUGGGCCACCUCAGCCAAAAAGAAGAGCUGGGGAGUAUGCAGUGUGAUGUGAGGGCUGACUUAUGUUUGGCUUUGGUGAAGAGUUUUCAUAACAAGGGCUCACUUAACAGUUGGUCAAGAGAAGGAAACUAGCCAUGCAAAAAAGAAAAACAAACAAAUAAAAAACCCAUCCAAACACAAAAGCAUGCAAGAAAUAAAAGCCACACGUGCUCAAUUAGUGUUUUUGAAUGGCAUUGUAAAAGGGGCCAUCUUGUUUGUGUUCAUUAGACAAUGGUUGUAAUGAGGAAUUGCUUCUCUUCCCCCUCCCCCCCACCC